Molecule: messenger RNA, 2175 nt
Organism: Bombyx mandarina (wild silkworm)
Lineage: Eukaryota; Metazoa; Arthropoda; Insecta; Lepidoptera; Bombycidae
Gene: Mppe
Product: Metallophosphoesterase
Biological process (GO): GPI anchor biosynthetic process
Cellular component (GO): endoplasmic reticulum
Molecular function (GO): hydrolase activity
Source: RefSeq, a predicted model, not a curated record
ACUCAAGAAAAAAAAUUUUUGUUUACCUACCUGUAAAGUACAACCCAUAUAACAUAUUAUAGACACAUUUAUUAUGUUUUGAGACAUUAAAAAACAGAAAAUUAGCAGGACAUGUAUCUUAAAAGAAGUUCAACAGUGAAGUACUUCGCAGCCGCAAUAAUAGGAUGUUUACUAUAUAGCGAAUGGUUAAUAUAUCCGAUGCAGGCCUGGUAUUGGAGAACCCUGGAGUGCGUCGAAUACGACUCAUCUUGCAUCAAGAUACUGUUCGUAGCAGAUCCUCAGAUACAGGGCGACAUAGCGGUGCCGGCACCUUUUAGCUAUCCAAUUAAUUGGGAUAGUGAUCGUUACCUUAAGUCAACAUUUAGAGUUGUUAUACAGCACUUCAGGCCAGACGUUAUUGUGUACAUGGGUGACCUCAUGGAUGAGGGUUCCAUUUCCACCUUGAAACAAUACCAUAGCUAUGUAAAAAGACUGUCUGAUAUAUUUGAAGUUGAUUAUCCUAUAGUGCAAAUUUGGAUACCAGGUGAUAAUGAUAUAGGUGGUGAGAAUGAACCGAUUAAGAAAGAUAAAAUUGAAGAGUUCAACGAAGUCUAUCAACAACCAGAAACUGUGACAUUCCGGAAUAUAACAUUUUACAAAGCCAAUGGUAUAACGAACAGUUUCCCAAAGAAACUUAAGGGGAAUGGCAAUGAAUACAGGAUUGUGGUCUCACAUUAUCCUAUUACAUACAGACAUGCUUUUGGUCAUGAAGUGAAUAAUGAAAUAAAUCCAGAUAUAUAUUUCUGCGCUCACGAGCACGAGGCAAAAUAUGUCAGACAGAGUCGAAAACUGACCAAUCGAGACUCACACAUGCUAACCUCAGAGAGCGCCGUCCUGAACGUGUCAACCAAAGACGAUCAUUUGUAUGAAAUUUACGUUCCUACGUGUUCAUAUAGGAUGGGCACAGAUCAAAUUGGUUAUGGUGCUGCCAUACUUGAGAACAACAAUCAGAACUUGCGUUACACAGUGUUCUGGUCGUCGCGAAGGUUUCCCUACUUAUUCAUUUAUUUAGUAGCCUUCAUCAUACUGCAGAUCUACUUUGUAAUAUACUGCGCGGCUUGGGUCAGUUACAGGAAGCCAACGAUGAACUGGGCCACUGAUAAAGUGCCAUUAUUGGACAGAGUAUAAUAACAAAACUUUUGAAUAUUCACCACCUACUUAUAGAAUUCGAUUUAUUAUUAGUUUACUCUGAGCAAGCUUUAAGCAAGGUUACUCAUUGAUUUGAGCUUUAAUUGAAUUAAUUAACUUUUGUUUAAAUUAUAUUGUUGUGUUUAAUGAUAACUCUAUAUAUAGUCAAGUUAAUUUCCGUUGUCUAUAGUUAAUUUAUCUUUAUUCGGUGUUAUUCUCGAGAAUUUAAUCCAUACGCAAGUAUGAAAUACGAUGGAGUGCCAAGGUCAUGUGAUAGAUUAUAAAGAAAAGAGACUUUAACGGAAAUCCUUUACUAUAUUUCAUAAGUUCCUCACUGUUGAGAGAUUUUGCGUUGACCGGCUUAUUCAAAUAUGUCGCAAUAUUGUCAGAUCCAAUGAGCGGUUGAGCUGAAACUUCCACCUACCGUUACUAACCUGUCUUAGAUUUCUACCCAUUAUACCAUUUCACAUUAAACAGCAGGUAGAUUUCUAUUUAAACUCGAAACUCAAUAUGAAAUCAACAUUAGUAGUAGGUAUUGAACAAUGCUUAUAUAAUAUGCGGGUAGGUAACGAAAAUGUGAGCUUUGGCAUGACACUUUUUUUUAUUACCGUAUAGGUAGACGAGCAUACGGCCUACCUGAUGAUGAGUGGUUACCGUCGCCCAUGGACUUCAGCAAUGCCAGCGACAGAGCCAAGCUGCUACCUACCACCAUUAAACAAGUAGAUUUUUUUUACUAACAAUAGUCAUGAUAUUGACUUUGGUAAGUUGUUUAAAACACGUAAUGAUGACUAAAAACGUAAAGUAACUAUCGCAAAUAAAUAUAUUGAAUUGCAACGAAAAUAAAUAUGUUUAAGAAAUUUAAGACUAAAGAACUUGCCAGCUGUUAUUUCCUUUCAGAAUUUUACAAAAUGUUUGUGUAAAAAUGAGACUGUUAUAAUAAUGUAAAUAUUUUUUGUUACCCAAAUUUAUUUAUCUACCUUUUGAUAAAUAUUAAUAUUUUAUUUUUAA